Molecule: messenger RNA, 3356 nt
Organism: Actinia tenebrosa (Australian red waratah sea anemone)
Lineage: Eukaryota; Metazoa; Cnidaria; Anthozoa; Actiniaria; Actiniidae
Product: synaptotagmin-6
Biological process (GO): calcium-ion regulated exocytosis
Cellular component (GO): exocytic vesicle; plasma membrane
Molecular function (GO): clathrin binding; calcium ion binding; SNARE binding
Source: RefSeq, a predicted model, not a curated record
GGCCUCAAAAGAACAAGGAAGUCAAAUUCCAAAGAAAUAUUGGGCAAUCUUCUUUGAGAACCAAGGCAUUUUGAACACAGAAACAAGAGGAUUCAGAAGAAAAUGUGAUCAACAACCGCGUACAUCGGUUUGGAACAUCCUAGGGAAAGUUAUCCAUGAUCAAGCGAGAGGAAUUGCCAUGAUUAGAUCAUUUGUCCAACAUGUUUUGAGAUGAUGAAGUUACGCAAGUGCGACCACGAAAAGUACAGCAAGUCUAAACUCAAACUAAAGGAUCUUAGAGUGUUUCUUUGGAUUUAGAAGUACUAUGAACCAGACAAAUAUCUUAGGACCAACUCAAACCAAGUACAAACUGGAUCAAGCUGCAUUUGAUUCUCAUCAAAGAUCUUCGCCGGAGAACUCAAAUGCGAUAAAGCUCAGAAUUGCCAUUGCAUUUGCUGUAGGAUGUGCUGUUCUACUCCUUUCUGUCUUUCUGUUUCUCCUGUACAAAUUYGUCCAACGUCGUCGUCAAUCCCAAAAGAACGAUCACAAACUCCUCCACAAAACAGCCUCCAUCCGGGAAAGCGAUUUCUCCCAUGCACCCCAACAGCGCCGGCACAGACCUCUCAUGCAGACAGACAGCUCAGCCUCUGAUGUCUUUCUCCCUGACUGGAGAAAUGGAAAUAUGAGUCCCACAAGUGAUUCAGACGAGGGACACAUUGAGGCAAUCCCUCGCGUUGGAAAACUGGAGUUUUCCGUGUUAUAUGACACAGAAAAGGAAUGCCUAAGAGUGACAGUUUUAUCCGCAAAGGGAUUAGCGCCUUAUGAAGCUACUACAUACGUAGAAAUCUAUCUCUUACCAGACAGAGAACUGAAACAUCAAACUAAGGUACACUACAAGAAUUGCAAUCCCGUGUACAAAGAAGGAUUUGAGUUUGACGUCUCAUUUGCUGAACUUCAAGAGCGAACACUCCAGUUUUGUCUGUUUAGCUUUGAUGGCUUCUCAAGGCAUAAGACUAUUGGAGAAGUGUUUUAUAGUUUUGACGAGAACUUGAAUUUGGAAGAUAAUACUGCGAAAGUACUAGUAACAGAUAUAAAGAAGAAUAUUUCAUUGUUUGCGGAAAACAAUCCAGUUCGUGUUGGAGAAGUACUCGUGUCAUUAUGCUACUUACCAACCUCUGGAAGGUUGACAUUUGUAGUCCUUAAAGCGAGGCUAUCGAAGAAAGAAAUUGGGGAUCAAUUACCCAAUCCUUUUGCAAAAGUCUCUCUCCUCGUUUCCGGUCGUCAAGUCAAGAAGACUAGAACCUCGAUAGUACGUAAAACCUUACAGCCAGUCUACAACGAAGCCUUUGUCUUCGACAUCCCCGUUCACCGGCUUAGUGACGUCAGCCUCUUAGUGCGUGUGCUUCAUUCCGAGGCCCAGGGGGAGAAAGACAAGGAUGGUAAGACAAUAGGCAAAGCUGUCAUAGGUCCUGAUGCUAAAAAUAGUAUUGGUCUUCACCAUUGGAACUGUAUGAUGACAUCUCCUAGGAAACCAAUUGCCCAAUGGCAUCCACUUAUGCUAAGUUAAGGGAAAUUAGGAAUGGAAUGUCUGUAUUUCCAAAGGCAGUCAAGAAUAGACCAAAUGCAAAACUCGCACCGAUGUGAGGCUGAAGUUGUGAACAAAGGGAUCUGCGGUGAUUCAAAGCAAUCUGUCGUGAUUUAAAGCAAUCUGGCGUGAUUUAAAAGUCACGAAUCAUGCCAGAUCCCUUUGUUCACAACUCAAGCCUCACAUCGGUGCGAGUUUUGCAUUUGGUCUAUGGUCCAAAAAUUGUCUUGUUUCAAAAUUAGGAAUUUCGAGCGAGAUGGCGCAUCAAAUUUGUCGACGCCAUCUUUAAAAAAUGUCAAUUCGAAAAUAAUGUUUGUAUUAACUUUUGAAAGAUCUCUACGUUCGCAAUGCUUUUCCAUUUCAAACCACGUGUUCCUUGAGUGUUAUUCAUUUUUUUACUGGUAACACUAUACUCAAUGGGAUGGAUGGAACUAUCUUUGUACGAGAAUUACACGUGGUCUGAAAUGGAAAAACAUUACAUCCAGAACUAGAGAUGUAUGCUCGUUUUCAAAUUGUAGUUAGAGCAAAAAUGAGUCCAAAUUUCCAGUGAGAAAAAAAAGUCUGAAUUUUAUAUUGAUGGUUUUCACAGCCGCCAUGUUGGAUGAAUGUAACAAAAGAUUCGUCAUUAGUCUCUUUUGUUAUAUCAUCCAACAUGGCCGCCGUGACUUUUGUUAUUUUAUUCUCUUGGGAAUGAUUGAAAAUCAGCAAUUUUCUGUUAUUUUCAUACUUAGGAUUAUUUUGGUAAUUUUGAUUAAAAUAAGGAAAAGCGUUAUUUCGAAAUUCCUUGUGUCGCAACCUUUAAUUUUUCAAAAUUUAAUUGGACGUUAUUCUAUUUUAUGUUCCUUGUCAUGUGAGAAGUUGCUUUAUGCAAAUUAUCCAGGAUAGAUGUUCACUAAGUUACGUUACAUGAAUCGUGGGAAAUUUGCAGCAAAAAGCAAUCACAUUGGCGGGAUAACAAAUACUGUCGCGAUUCAAAGGAGUUAGAAUAAUAAAUAUAAUAAUUAUAAUAAAUAAUAGUAAUAAAUUAAGGGAAUAAGGUAUCUAACUCUGUUUGAUAAUAUUAAUACUGGGCUGCUUGUGUUAUCAUCUAAAGUCACGUCAUCAUUCAUCUGUUACAAAUAAUAUAAUAAUAAUAAUUACAGUUCAUAUAAAUCAACAACAUGCAUCAACAUUUUCAUCAUAUCCAUACACCUAUUUCAAAAAAAGUUGUUGGUUGGAGAUCUGAUAUCUGAGACCAUGUAGCACGCUGCAGAUGUGAUAUAUUCACAGCCAAACAUUUAGUUUCCUUUUACAUCGGAAUGUGAAGCUUGUCCUUUGAGUUAGGAAUAUGAUUUUUCGUAUUUUAGUCAGAAAACACUAAAUCACAAUAAUUCUGUUUAGUCUCAGAUCGCUCAUUUCAUAUCUCGGACAGACAACGUGUUUUAAAAUAGGUGUACAUACAGCUAGUUCUACAAAGGUUGAUGAAGGUUUUGUGAGUUGCAUGCUGCGUAUUGCAUGUCGCAUGUUGCAUGUUCCUUACCAAGCUUGAAAUGUAUUAUAUUAAAAAAGUGCAGACAAAUCAUAGGAAAAAAUUUCCUACUGUUCUGAUCACAGUUUCGCUGAUUGCAUUCACAUUACCCAUAGUGCAUUUCGGGAUGGGUAUGCACCAAACCUCACUAACCUUUAUUGAAGUCGCUGUAUAUAUUAUACUGAACAUAUAUUUUAAGAUACAACAUAUUUUUGUAUUUUCGCUCAGAAUGUUUAAAAUUUGCACUUAUUAGUGUAGAAACAAUCUUUUUUUAUUUUAACGAUA